Molecule: messenger RNA, 954 nt
Organism: Cucumis sativus (cucumber)
Lineage: Eukaryota; Viridiplantae; Streptophyta; Magnoliopsida; Cucurbitales; Cucurbitaceae
Exons: 1
Coding region: 1-954 (317 amino acids)
Molecular function (GO): zinc ion binding
Source: RefSeq, a predicted model, not a curated record
AUGGAACUUGAAGAUGGUCGUUUCUUCAAAUAUCUUUUUAUGGUUGUUAGUCCAUGUGUUCGAGGAUUCUUAAACUGCAUUAGACCGGUUAUAGUUAUGGAUGGAACAUUCCUUAAGAACAAAUAUCGAGGUCAGUUGAUAGUUGUUGUUUGCUUGGAUGGUAACAAUCAAAUUUAUCCUCUUGCCUUUGGAGUGGUGGACAGAGAAACAGAUGCUUCAAUACAGUGGUUCUUAGAGAAAUUGAAAGGUGCAAUAGGAGAGGUGCCUAAUCUAGGCUUCGUGACAGAUCGAAAAACAUGUUUUUCUAAGUGUAUUGCAUCGGUUUUUCCCUCCGCAUUCCAUGGACUUUGUGUCCAACAUUUGACUCAAAAUUUGAAUGAUAAAUAUAAGAAUGACACAGUAGCUACUUUGUUUUACAAUGCAUCUAGAACAUAUCGUGAAUCAACGUUCUCAGAAGCGUGGAGAAGUAUUCUUGCAUUUCCAAAUGGUUUAGGAAAUUAUUUAAAUGACGUUGGAAUAACACGAUGGUCUUGUUUUCACUAUCCAGGAAGACGAUAUAUUAUGAUGACAACAAAUAUAGCAGAGUCCAUGAAUUCUAUACUGAAAGAACCUAGAGAUUUUCCUAUUGCUUCAUUCCUUGAACAUGUUCGAGUUUUGCUACAACGUUGGUUUUGGGAGUGUCGAGAAGAAGGCAUUAAAGUAACGUCUACAUUGACUAAAUGGGCAGAGUUAUAUCUACAAAAGAAACAAGAACGAGCUUUGACAAUGAAGGUCAACCCAAUUGAUUGUUACCAAAUCCAUGUUAAAGAUUUAGAUAAAGAGGAGGUCGUAAAUCUUCAUACUCAAGAGUACACUUGUAAGGAGUUUCAAGCUAAGCAACUACCAUGCGCACAUGUCAUCGUUGUAGCACGAGAUCGCAAUAUAAAUGUUUAUAGCUUAUGUGCUAACUAUUAA